Molecule: messenger RNA, 545 nt
Organism: Phalaenopsis equestris
Lineage: Eukaryota; Viridiplantae; Streptophyta; Magnoliopsida; Asparagales; Orchidaceae
Exons: 1
Coding region: 129-350 (73 amino acids)
Source: RefSeq, a predicted model, not a curated record
UUACAUAUAUUGUAAGACUUUCAUCCUUCCUAAAUACAAAUCCCAACUCAUCUUCCCUCCUUUUAUCCCCUAUAAAAGAAGAAUCAUGUGAACAUCUCCCAUACACAAUUAACCAGAGCUGUGAGAAAAUGGUGUGCAAGGUAGAGGACAAUGGAAAGCCAAGGAGACAGGAGCCAAUGAAGAAGACGAGGAAUGAACAGAGAGAAGUGAAGAAAGAGCCGGCGAGCCUCCAUUGCAACAAGGGCAGUAGCUGCAAGUUCAAGCGCAGCUGCUUCUGCGUGGAAGACGAUGCCAUCUCCUCGGCUAUUCUUCUCUUAGCUUGUGUUUUCUGUUCUCCAAAUUCCAUGUAGUAUUCUUCUUCUGUCAAUGGAAACUCAUGCUGUUUUUUAUUAAAUUCAUCUUAUGCAUGAUUUGUAAUAUGCUGAUGGAAUUGGUUAAAUUCUUCAUUUCGCUGUCGUGAGGUAAAUCUGUUGAUGCAAAAACCGGCAUUUGUUUGAUAUAUUGUAAGAAUUGUAGUAGUUAAGCGUUUUGCAGUGUUAAUAAUA